AUGGUACCGAAAGGUCGACCGAAGAAAGACGAACGUCCCGGAAAGAAGAAGGAAGUGAAGAAAAUGGUAGCCGGAAAAAAAGAACCUCCGGGUUCCAAGAAGGUUUCUUUCAAAUUCAAGGUCCCUUGUUAAAUAGAAAAAUAUUUAGGAAAAGAAAAUCCCGAAGAAAAUUCCGAAAUUUUCCGCAGAUUAUGAAAAAACACCGGAAUUUGACUACGAGGAUCUUAUGAAAGGUUUCGAAAAAGAAGUUUUAUUUUUAAUUUUUUUAUUAACCUUUAUUUUUUUAGACCCCAAUUUCAAUAAACCGGAUUUAAUAUGUUCGCCGGAUCCUGCAGGUUUUUUUAAAUUUUAUAAUUUGAAAAACAAGGCUUUUUUCAGAGUUCAACGAGGAUUACUACAGAAGAACGGGGCUCAGAAAGCCAAUUUUGUUCCACUGUGACCCGGUUGAACUUGGAAUGACGUGAGGGAAAUACAAAAUGAUGGAUAUUACGGAUAUUUAUCAGAAUUCCCGAUUCGCGAAACUUUUCGGUCAACGACGUUCUGAAGCUGAUUGGCGGGAAUCGGCUGAUCGAAGUCGUUCGAGUUGGUUUUUGAAGAUUUAUCGAAAAUUGGCACAUAGUAAAGUUGAAUUUAUAAUUUUUUUCAGAGGUAAAGAUGUUUUUUUGGAUUUUUUUGCGGAGAAAAUCGCCGCCGAAAUCGCUCACAUCAUUAAAAUAAAAAAAUUGACCUUUAUUGUUUGGAAAAUUUAAAAAGCCGUCUUCAAAUAUAUUAAACCAGAUUUUUUUGCGAAACUCAAAAUGCAAGUAAAAAUUGGCUUUUUAGUUUCAAGAUUUUUAUCUAAAAAUUUGGAUAUUUCAUGAUCAAAACGGUUUGUUUUCCAAUAAAAAGAAGCUGAACGUUGAAAAACCCUUACUCGAGAAGUUAUUUUUUUGAAGGUUGAAGACCAGUCGACCAUCAAGAUGUCUUUAAAACAGUUUAUAAAAAGUACUAUAAGUGAGUUUUCCCUUUUUUUAAUAAAAGGAAAUGAGGGAAUUUCUUGCAGUCUACCGCCUGAGAAGCGACCCGACCGUUAUAAUGUCCUCUCGUUGGAAUAUUCGAACACCCCGCUUGAAGUUUGUGAUAUCUUAUGAAGUUUGUGAGAAGAAAAAAGACAUUUUAAUUGGUUAUUUUUGAAUUGCGAUUUCCUUUGAAUUUUUUCAUCGAAAAAUUUUUGUGAGCGGAAUUAUCCUUUUACAUAGCUUAUUAUGGACUUUAAAAAAAAUCAGAAUGCUUGAUAUUGCAUUUAAAAAAACGUUUAUCAGUCUAAAAAAAUUCUUGAAAAUGAGAACUGGAAAAAAACAUUUGUGAAACGAAUUUUUAGAAAAAAAUAUGAUUCAGAGCGAUUUUAAGUUUAUAGUCUUUUCAAAAAUCAUUGCUAACGAGUCUGAAAGGCCCAAAGUUUUGCAAAACAACGCUUAAAAAAUAGAAAUCUUUCAUUGAACUAAAAAUCGCCCGAAAAGAUGAUUUCAACCCUUUUUUUCAUAGUCUGUUCAAAAAAUCCUUCCUGAGGAGUUCAAAAGAGCCAAAUUUUCUCAAAAUAACGCUGAAAAGUUUGCCCUGCUUUCAUAAAAGUUGUCUCCAAUGAAGUUCUCAGCAAGUGUGUUUGAUUCGAUUCUACAGAGUUUUUAUUAUUAUUUUUUCCUGAUUUUCGUCGAUUUUUGAUAAAAAAUGCUUGCUGGGGUGUUUAAAAAGUAACCCUGAAAAAUUAUUCCGCCUUGAUCCCAUUUAAAGUUUGCCUUUGCUUCUCUGAACUUCUUAGCGACGAUUUAAUAAUAAUAUUUUCACAUUUUUUUUUUCCAUUUUUUUUCCAUGAUUUUUGUUUUAUAAACUGCUUGAAAGCCCUUUGUCAUAUUUUUGCGAAAUAACUUUGAAAACGCCGUUUUUUUUUUCCCAUUCCUCUAAUAAAACUUGUGUAUGCUCCUUUACAGGCAUUAGCGAAAGUUUAUACUUAGACUUUCAAUUACUUUGUAAUUUUUCUCAUUUUUAAUUCUAGGACCUCGUCCGUGGACCGAAGGUCGUCCGCAGAAUUUGCUGGGCCGAAAACAACUGGCCGGAUGCCCUCAAAACGCGAGAAAUCAACUUUGAACCCGACGGCAAACAUUAUACGCCCUUCAUAA
Messenger RNA from Caenorhabditis auriculariae, 2156 nucleotides. The record is from the annotation of a GenBank genome assembly. Lineage: Eukaryota; Metazoa; Nematoda; Chromadorea; Rhabditida; Rhabditidae.